AUGCCGGCAAACGACACAGGUACUGUCAUCACCACAGGGCGCCUGGCCAGUUGCCACGGCAGCAUAGUCACCGUGCUCGGUCGCCAUGGUGUGUAUGAACUGCUGGCAGCCCUCGCCUCCCAGAUUCAGUCCCAUGUGACCCGACAGGACUGCACCUUCCUACAGAGCAUGCUCAGAGACAGGAGCCUGCUGCCACUGCUCAAGAUUCACGAGAGGCUGAAGCAGUACCAACACCAGAGUCCUCCCCCAGUGCUGGUCUACACUGGAGCUCUGGCCUAUGAGCUGUCCCGGGACCUACAGAGCAAAGCUGACAGAGAAGAGGUCAAAGAGCUGUCUGAUCUGCUGGCCAAUCCCCACGUCAAGAGUCUGUUCUCCGUCCACGACGCUGUGGCACAGGAACGCUUCGGACCCACCCUGCCGCCGCUGCCCGAAGACCUGGGUGAGCAGCAGGACCCGGUGAAGAUCAUACAGCUGGUCAAGAGCACGGAGCCACUUGGCGCGACGGUCAAACGGGACCAGGGGACGGGAGCCAUCGUCGUGGCGCGCAUUUUGAGAGGAGGAGCCGCAGACCGAAGCGGUCUGAUCCACGAGGGAGACGAGCUGAGGGAGGUGAACGGGGUGCUGAUGGACGAUAAGAGGCCGGAGGACGUCGCUCCCGUUGUGGUGCAGUCUCGCGGGGCCGUGACGUUUAAAGUCGUCCCGGGCAUCAAAGAGGACUCGCCAGGCCUGGAGGAGGAGGAGGAGGAGGAGGAGGAGCUGUUUGUCCGGGCCCUGUUCGACUACGAGCCUCGGGGGGACGCGGCCAUCCCGUGCGAAGAGGCGGGGCUGGCCUUCGGCAGGGGGGCCGUCCUCCAGGUGGUGAGCUGGGCGGAGCCCGUCUGGUGGCAGGCCAGGCUCCACGGCAGCGCUAACCCCAGAGCUGGCCUGGUCCCCUCCAAGCAGCUCCAGGAGAGGAGAUUUUUGCUGCAGAGAGCCACAGAAUUUGUUCAGCAGAAAACAUCAAAGCAGAGAUCUGAAGGAGAAGGAGAAGCAGAUUAUGGAGCAAUAAGUGGGAUCCACAUAGCUGGCCUGCGGAGGAGCUUCCGCCUCAGCAGGAGGAACUGGAGGGCGGGGCUUUGCGAGUGUGGGAGGAGCAAGUGCUACGACCUGGCCGACGCCCCCACCUACGAGGAGGUGGUCCCCUACCGCAGGCAGCCCGAGGCCCCAUACAGACUGGUGCUCCUGGUCGGACCCAGGGGAGUUGGUGUCAGUGAAAUGAAAAGGAGACUGCUGAUCUCUGACCCCCAGCACUUCGGCGUAACCGUCCCGUACACCACCAGGGCCAAGAGAGGUGAGGAGAAGGAUGGGGUGGAGUAUAAGUUCGUCUCCAAACCGCAGUUCGAGGCCGACAUCAUCGAGAACAAGUUCAUCGAGCACGGGGAUUACAGGGGACAUUACUACGGGACAAGCCUGGAUUCGGUGCGCUCCAUCCUGCAGGGGAACAAGGUGUGCCUGCUGGACGUCCCGCCCCAUAGUAUCCAGCGCUUGCGGACGGCCGAGUUCAAGCCUUACGUGGUUUUCGUGAAGCCCCCUCCGAUGGAGGAGCUGCGACUGAGCCGGAGGAACGCGAAAGUCGCCCGCAGACGAGACGGAGAGGGUUCGGCCGAGCUGUUCACGGAGGAAGACUUCCAGGAAAUGAUUGACUCCGCCCAGGAGAUGGAGGACAGGUACGGACACCUGUUUGAGAAGACCAUCGUCAACGAGGACAUGGCCUUCGCCUUCAGAGAGCUGAGCUUGGCCUUGGAAAAGCUGGAGACAGAGAUUCAGUGGAUCCCUAAAUCCUGGGUGUCUUCCUAA
This is a messenger RNA of Anguilla anguilla (European eel), 1836 nucleotides long. RefSeq names its product MAGUK p55 subfamily member 7-like. The record is from RefSeq and is a predicted model, not a curated record. Gene Ontology annotation, cellular component: cell-cell junction; plasma membrane. Gene Ontology annotation, molecular function: protein binding. NCBI's taxonomy places the organism in Eukaryota, Metazoa, Chordata, Actinopteri, Anguilliformes, Anguillidae. Bases 1 to 1836 code for a protein of 611 amino acids. The transcript is spliced from 17 exons. Gene Ontology annotation, biological process: protein localization to adherens junction.